AUGACGGCGUCCCUAUCAUCACGGAAGAUUGAUGAGGCACUUCGUCUCUCUGCAGAGGUGCGGGAGUUAUUGCUUCUCCAUGGUCACAGUAAAAAGGCAACUGUAAUCUCUAUUCGUCGAAUUCAAGAAACACUGCGUGCUAUUUUGCAAUGUACCUCUCUUAUACAAACAUACGAUCAGACACCCUACCGUUGUAGUAUUUACAAUCAUGUUUCUCGCACAUUUCUAAGCGUUCUUGAUCUUCAACCAGAAGGAGACGAAUUGGGUAAUGGCGGCAACCAUAACGACAAUACCUACAGUCUAGAUACAUUGGAAAAGGCAUCUAAUUGUCCCCCACAGACAAUAAAUGGUGAAACAAGUGCCUUUGAAGAAGUUUCCGCGGUGCGAACUGAAAGCAGAGGUGAUGGUAUUAAUAAUAAUAAUAAUAAUAAUAAUAAUAAUAAUAAUAAUAAUAAUAAUAAUAAUAAUAAUAAAGUUGUGCGGUGGGCAGAUGUUGUGGGAUGUGAAGAGGCUAUCAUAGCGCUAAAACAAGCAACUACACUUCCGCUGCAGUUUCCACAGUUAUUUAAGGCACCACGACGACCACCGCGUCGUAUUUUACUGUAUGGUCCACCCGGUACUGGAAAGACAUUACUUGCCGCCGCAGCAGCUACAGAGUAUAAUGCACCGCUUUUCACUAUUUCCUCUGCAGAUAUAUUAAGUAAAUGGAUUGGAGAGUCCGAGCGUCAUGUGCGACGGCUCUUUGAAGCUGCAGCAGAACUCCCUCGUAGUGUUCUUUUCUUUGAUGAGGUGGACGCUAUAUGCGGUGAGCGUGGUGGGUCUAAUGAAAGUGAGGCCUCACGACGAAUUAAGACGGAGUUACUUCUUCAAAUGCAAAGUCUUGACUCUGGUCAUAUUACUAUUAUAGCAGCGACAAAUUUACCAUGGGAGUUGGAUUCUGCUUUUCGUCGUCGUUUUGAUUAUCUCGUGUUUAUUGGUCUUCCCUCACCCUCUGCACGUCGUCAACUGUUUUUAUCAGAGUUACAGCAAAUACCACACAGUCUCACUGAAAGUGAUUUGGAUUGGCUUGUUAAUUACACGGAAGGGUAUUCCGCAUCCGAUAUUCGUCAUGUUGUUCAGCAUGCCAUUAUGGAGCCUAUUCACAGAAUUGCUCAGUCAUCGUAUGUACGUUGUGUUCCUGUUUCGCCUCUCUCUGUUGGGAUUGAGGAUCAUCUCACAGCAUCUACACAAUAUGUGCCGUGUUCAGAGAAUGAUGAGGGUGCGAUCUCUCUGUGUAGUAUUCCUGCAGCGCAGCUUCACGUGCCAGAUGUUGGCAGAGAUGAUUUUGAAACUGCUAUACGUGCGUUUCCACCGAGUGUCUCUGCAGAAGAGAUGGAGAAAUUCUCACAAUGGCGAAGACGAGAAAAACGUACUACCGGAUAA
This is a messenger RNA of Trypanosoma theileri, 1422 nucleotides long. RefSeq names its product putative vacuolar transport protein 4A. The record is from RefSeq and is a predicted model, not a curated record. Lineage: Eukaryota; Euglenozoa; Kinetoplastea; Trypanosomatida; Trypanosomatidae. Gene Ontology annotation, molecular function: ATP binding; ATP hydrolysis activity. Gene Ontology annotation, biological process: vacuole organization; endosomal transport. The transcript has a single exon. The coding region runs from base 1 to 1422 and encodes 473 amino acids.